AGGGUGCUUCGGGACAGCAUCACCACCAGCUACAAGGUGGGCUUGGCUGCUCUUGGCAUCGGCAUCAUGAUGAACAUUGGUGGCGUGGCCAGCCCUGGGUGGAUGUUAGUGGAUCGUACGCCACUCCUUUGGCUGAAGAACUCUUUGUCGUGGACCAUUGGGCUGUGGAAAUUUUGCAACAAUGGCAUCGACUGUGAGGACCUGCCGGAUGCCGUUAUAACGAGUAAACAAUUAAUUUAUUGGCAUAAAUUAUGACUAUAAUUUAUUGUAAACAGUAAAAUUUAUUAAAAUUAAUAAUCGAAUGUAUGUCAUAUCUUUAUUUAUCUCUAUCCUGUUACAUGUUACAUUAUCUACCCUGUUACAUGUUACAUAAUAUCUAUUAUCUUACAUGUUACAUUAUCUAUCAUGUUACAUGUUACAUUAUCUAUCCUGCUACAUGUUACAUUAUCUAUCCUGUGACAUGGUACAGUUUUCCAGCAGAUUGAUUGUAACUCACACAUCACGUUGGCACGAGUGGGUGGCAAAGACAAAAUACUGACCUUAACUUGAGGGCUGUGACGUCUAAACAUUCAGAUGAUACUCGACUUUAGUGAUUCAUAAUGUUCAAAAAAAGUCCCAGCAUCGCUUAAACUUUCCCUGGCCUUCCACCAAGCCCCACCCACCAAGCCUCACCAACCCAGCCCUGCCCACCAAACCCCGCCCACCAAGCCCCACCCACCAAGCCCCAUCCACCUAAACCCACCCACCAAGCCCCACCACCAAGUCCCACCCACCAGGCCCCACCCACCAAGCCCCACCCACCUAAACCCACCNCACCCAGCCCCUCCCACCAAGCCCCACCCCCCAACCCCCCCCCCCCAACCCCCACCACCAAGCCCCACCCACCAAGCCCCACCCACCAAGCCCCACCCACCUAAACCCACCCACCAAGCCCCACCACCAAGUCCCACCCACCAGGCCCCAUCCACCACCUUCUUCCUUAAGAACCGUUACCGCUCAAUUACCAUGGACUAAUUAAAUUUCUAAAGAAAACAAAAUUCUUGAGUUAUUUAAAUACACAUGUACAAUAAUUAUUGUAACGUUUUCAGAUGAUAAUUCAUAUUCUAGAACAGUGGUUCUUAACCUUUUUGGAGGUAGCGAACCCCACCAGUUUCAUAUGCGCAUUCACCGAACCCUUCUUAAUAGGAAAAAUAAAAUGUGAUUUUUUUUUCUGAUUUUUUUUGGACCUCCCCAGAACCCCUGAGACUCACUCACCGAACCCAUGGGGUUCGAUCGAACCCAGGUUAAGAACCACUGUUCUAGAAUUUAAAACAGAUGCUCUUAAAAUAUCUUAUCCUUUUUACCCACACUCUCCCCUUUAAACUUUCAUUUUUCAGUUAGCCUUAAGGUCUGCCGGGCGUUCUCCAUACUGGGCAUUUUAUUUAAUGGAUUCGCCUUCAUCUUGGGCGCCAUCUUCCUCGUGCUCCCCAUGAUUGACCGGUUCCCGAAUAAGGUAC
Molecule: messenger RNA, 1496 nt
Organism: Lymnaea stagnalis (great pond snail)
Lineage: Eukaryota; Metazoa; Mollusca; Gastropoda; Lymnaeidae
Source: the annotation of a GenBank genome assembly